AUGAGUGGUGUUCCAUCUACAGCAUCAAAGCGAAGCAGCUCAUUUUUCAAAUCUUUAGCAAAUCCUAGCGCAGUCAAGGAUUCUCGUAAUCUCAACGAUCGUCAUCUCCAACAGCAAAUGCAACAAAAAGUUUUGCAAUAUUUGCGUGACGGAAACUAUCCACAAACUAGCGAAAAACUUGUUAAAAGCCCGACGAAAGCUGAGUUUGCGCGGAUGUUUGAAUUCAUCUUCCAACAGCUGGCACCGGAUUUUACAUUACGAAAGAUUGAAGAUGAGAUGCCUCGCCUUUUCCGUGCCUUAGGUUAUCCGGUGCAGCUGAAGCCUUCCACCAUGCAAACCAUUGGUGCGGCGCAUACCAUGCCACAUCUGCUUGGAGCAAUUACUUGGCUGAUUGAUUUGAUUCAAAUGAUUUGGGAAAUAUCACCACAAGAUUUACUUCUUGCGAAUGAAGAGGGAGAUGGUCAGCGAAGAUCGUUAGCUUAUGGUUAUAUAGUUCGAUGUUAUAAGAAAUACUGCAAUAAUCCACUGUUGGGACUCACAAUGGACAAUUACAAAGAUGAGAAUAAUGUCCUCCUUCAACUUAUUGAAGAAAACGAAGAUAUCGCGCAGCAAGAAGCUGAAUCACAUGCCCAGAUUGUCACACUAACAGAUGAAAUUGCAGAGCUCUGUAAGGAUAAGGCAUGUUUUCAGCGUAUUAUAAGCUCUGGUUUUAAUGGAGAGCUUGAUGAGCUUCAAACAAGCACUAAAAUACUGGAGGAGGAUUUGAAGAAGCUGCAGAUAUUUAGGGAUGAGCAACAAGAAAAACUUGAUGAAGAAAAAAAGAAAAAGUUAAUUUUUGCCUCUCUUAUGAAAUAUCUUACGCUCCAUGAAAUUUUGGAAAAUAAGAUUCAGCAAUGUGGUGUAAUCAUUACUACUUUUAAAGAAAAACUUUCUGCCAAAAAAAAGCAAUUAGCAGCGCAGUCAAUGACCGGUGAAGAAGCAAGAGCUCUUCGCGUUAAAAAAGAAGAGUUGAAAGCUAGAAUUGAAAUAGCAAAUAAGGAGCGACAAAAUAUUGAAUCCGAAAAUGAUGGAAUUCUCUCCGUCAAUUUCAAAGAAGCUUCUCAGUUACGUGAACGUUAUCGACUAUUUGUCAGGACCUUCGAGGAUGUAAGCAGAACGGUGUAUGGGACUUAUGAUCCAUUCUUUGGUGUGCUGGAUCAACGUUCUCCGAAUGAGCCUCAUUUCGUUGAACUUCUGAACGAAAUUGAGGAAAAGCUGAAUGGACUUAGCAACAAAAUUAGCGACUGGAUCAAGAAUGUGGAAGAUAAACUAGUAACCACAAAUCAGGAUACGACUGAGCUGAAACAAAAGAAAGCACUUUCGGUAGAAAAUUUGAAGCAUGUUCAACGACAGAUUUCAAAAAUAUCUCAUGAUUUUACGCUAAAACGCGAAGAUUGGGAAGAUGAGCGUCAAAAACUGUCGCUGGAAGUGGAUGUGGCACAGAAUGAACUUGACAGCUUGCAUGCUCUCCGCAAUGGAAAACUCUCUGUGCAUGAGCAGCUUGCGGAAGCACGAAAGGCACUGCAAUCUCGACAAAUCGAAUGUGAUGAAGCAAGGAAGAAGAUUGUAAAUGAAGUGGCGAUGAAGUUCUCGACUUUAGUGGAGCAAUGGGAACAUCUUAAGAAAUGCCGUCAUCAGUUACGUAAUGACGAAACGCUGUUGCGAAAAGCGUUAAAUAACUUCAUUGAUGACAACAGUUGAUGGGAGAUUAAAAGUUAUAGUGAUCUUUAAUUAUGCUGUCCA
Messenger RNA from Loa loa (African eye worm), 1782 nucleotides. RefSeq lists its product as hypothetical. Gene Ontology annotation, cellular component: Ndc80 complex. Gene Ontology annotation, biological process: attachment of mitotic spindle microtubules to kinetochore. Lineage: Eukaryota; Metazoa; Nematoda; Chromadorea; Rhabditida; Onchocercidae. Bases 1 to 1740 code for a protein of 579 amino acids. The transcript is spliced from 16 exons. The record is from RefSeq and is a predicted model, not a curated record.